Saitoella complicata NRRL Y-17804 is the source of this 2055-nucleotide messenger RNA. RefSeq names its product UV-endonuclease UvdE. Gene Ontology annotation, molecular function: endonuclease activity. The record is from RefSeq and is a predicted model, not a curated record. The transcript has 5 exons. Bases 1 to 2055 code for a protein of 684 amino acids. Gene Ontology annotation, cellular component: nucleus; mitochondrion. Gene Ontology annotation, biological process: mitochondrial DNA repair; nucleotide-excision repair; response to UV. NCBI's taxonomy places the organism in Eukaryota, Fungi, Ascomycota, Saitoellomycetes, Saitoellales, Saitoellaceae.
AUGGCCAAAGCAUCGUACGGGUUUUUGAGCAAGACCGGCGAGGUCGACGAUUCGGGGGCGGUAUUGUCGUCAGAACCGGUACUGGAAUUUGUCAGAGAGGCUCUGAGAAUGUCAAUGAGCCUCUGUGGAUUCAACGGAUCAGACAUGACAUCUAACGGCAACGGCUCGUAUCGAUUGAGAGUGCAGCCCGAUCUCAAUGACGUCGUUUGCGAUCGAUGCGCACUGAGAGGCUCGACCGCGAAAGAAAAAGCUGUACUCCGCCAACUGCUAUUGACUGACCACCAAGAACAACCGGUCGUUCGAAGCAGCAGCACCGGCGUUACAUCCAUCGUUACCCCUCCGGAAACACCGCUUGCUGCUACCAUCAAAACAUUGCAGAACAAUUUCGAGCAAUCAAGGAAGUUUCAUGACGUGUCCUUGCCGAAGGCGCCGUCUAUUGCGCCUCAGAAGCUGAAGGGCAAGGAGAACGAAAUAACCGAGGCGGAAGGGGAUCGGGAAGCAAGCCCAGAUGAAGAGAAGAUAGUCGAGAAAGUCGAGGAUGAAAUGGAGGAGGACGCGAAUUCUAUCGCUGCCGAAGAGGGCGUGCCGCUCAGCAAGGCGAAGCAGAAGGCCAAGGAGAAGCGGGAUGAGGCUGUUAAAGAGGCGCUCGCAAGACCCGCACCUGUCGACAAAGACUAUGUACCCAUCCCGUGGAAGGGACGCCUGGGAUACGCUUGCUUGAACACCAUCCUCCGCGAACUCCCAACACCUAUCUUUUGCUCACGUACCUGCCGCCAAGCCACACUGGAGAAGGAGGGUAUGGAGUUUGUUCGUGCUCUUGGCAAGCAAAAUGCUGCAGAUUUGUCCAAGAUGAUCGAAUGGAAUGAGCGCUUCGGCAUCCGCUUCCUUCGUGUGUCUAGCGAGAUGUUUCCGUUUGCAUCGCAUGAAAAGUUUGGGUACACCCUGGAAUUCGCCGACGAGGAAUUGACAGCUGCGGGAGCUUUGGCAAUGAAGUAUGGUCAUCGUUUGACGACGCAUCCAGGGCAGUUUACCCAAAUUGCUUCGCCGAGAGAACAGGUCGUCGAUAAUGCCUUUCGCGACCUGAUUAUGCACGAUGAGCUACUUACCAGGCUUGGAAUGACCGGUCAAGCAGACAGGGAUGCAGUUAUGAUCAUACAUCUGGGCGGAACCUAUGGCGACAAACCAGCAACACUUGACCGCUUCCGUGCCAACUACGCCCGUCUUCCGGAAAGCGUGAAGAGGAGACUUGUACUUGAAAACGAUGACGUGUGCUGGUCUGUAACCGACCUCUUACCGCUCUGCAAAGAGCUGGGCGUGCCCUUGGUCCUCGAUUGGCAUCAUCACAAUAUCGUGCACGGCGAUAUUCGUGAAGGGUCACUUGAUCCUUACAACCUCCUACCGGAGAUAAAUGCUCUAUGGGAAGCCAAAGGAAUCACUCCAAAGCAGCAUUACUCGGAGUCUAGACCAGGCGCAAUCAUGCCCAUGGAACGUCGCGGCCACUCAAAACGCGUGAGAAAUCUCCCGCCAUGCCCAGACACCACGGAUCUUAUGAUCGAAGCAAAGGACAAAGAGCAGGCAGUUUUCGAAUUGGCAAGAGUGUUGAACCUUGACAAUCCUAAAUGCCCUCCUCAAAUCGCUGAGAGGCCUAUGGACGAAUUUCAUGAAGGCGGAUGGAAGGUCAAAGAACCUGAGUUGGACGACGAUGGUAAGCCAAUACCGCCGAAAAAGAAGGUUGCGCGGGCCAAGAAAGGAAAGGCGGCCGAGGCAGCAGCUGAACACACGUCAAUGGACGAGAACGCAAUGGAGGAACAGGAAAAGAAGGCCGCAGGGGAGAACAAGGAUAGUGCGCCAAGCAAGAAGAAACGAAAGACAACAAAGAAGGCCGUUGUAAAGGAGGCGACGCCGGAGGAAACUGACGAUCAUGAGUCUGACUCGAAUGACCAUGUCCCUCCCACAACUGGCUCAAAGAGAACGAGCGGAAGAGCAAGGAAAGCCGUAGUAUCCUACCAAGAAGCAGAACCUGGCAUGACAACGGAUGAAGAGCAUGGCGUAUAG